GAGAACUCAUUGGCUGUUCAUGUAGGACUAGGCAAAAAAGCGAAUUAGUUACAAAAUUAGAAUUGGGCGAAGGGUGCCUAGGUGUUGUUUUUACCUCCAUAUAGAAGUAUAUUCAUAACUGGGGAUAUGGAUAUAUAUGUAUUUUUUUAAUUAAGUCAAAACACUUGUGUUUACAUGCGUCGAAAAUACACGCUUAUGUGCUGGGCGUCGAGUGUGGGUGUUUGUAUAUAGCGAUCGAAAAGAAAAACUCAAACUGAAGUUGUGGCGACGAUCGUCGAUCGCUGAUCCCAGAGAGGGGACUUCAAAAGUCAGACGCAACUCCAGCCUGCCACACGCGCCUCGAUUGCCAUCCGUCGGAUCGAUCGCACAAUAGCGAAGAAAUUAAGCCGCUUUGUUUGUAUACCUUCAUAUACCUGUGACAAAAGGAUCCUCGACGACAAGUUGGUCCCCCCUCCACAUAGAUCACUUGUUGACACACGUACAAAGAGGUGGCCUCUUGAACUAGACGAGAUGUGGCUCUCAUCAACCCCGGAUGAGUAGUCACGUCCGAAUCGGAUCGAUGAAAAUAACAACCGAGUCCAGGUAAACCUGCUGCAGUCCGGCAAGAACUCUCGAUCGGUCAUUCGAAAAGCGGCUUAGGCGAUGACGGAUCAACUGCUGAGCUCCGCUGGCAGCGCUCCCGGGGAUCCCCCCACGGUCUUGGUCCCCGUGCCAGCAUCUACGGGCGGACCAUAUCUGAGCGGUGGAUCCGAGGGCGAGGCGGAGUCAUCGGAGCAACCCGUCCUCCUUGAACUGGGUGCUCCCCAGUCGGGCAAUUGUCCGGCAGUUAGUCUGAAUUACACCCUAACCCCCGAUGGAGGAGGUCUGCUGGCCUAUGCGCCAGUUCAUCCGCACAACUACUCACCCACCUUCGGCUACGACAAAGAGCCACCGAACUUGGGUCUGUUGCCACCCAGUUAUAGUGUGAUCCCUCAGCCGGUGUCGAUGUGGCAUGCCGGACAGGUUGCCUCUGGAUCCCCAGUGGGCCUGGAGGGAAGCAAACACAGCGAGCUGGUGCCUCCUCCGAUGUACAUGAGCUAUGGGGGAGGGAGUAUCGCCAAUAGCACGGAGGUGGAUAUAUCCAAGGAACACAAUCCCGCCUGGCGGGAGAAAGCCUUGCAAAUGGAGAAGGACUACAGGCGCACAGCCUGCGAUCGGGAGAGAACUAGGAUGCGGGACAUGAACCGAGCCUUUGACUUACUGCGCUCCAAGCUGCCUAUUUCCAAGCCGAAUGGGAAAAAGUACUCCAAAAUCGAGAGCUUGAGAAUUGCCAUCAACUACAUCAAUCACCUGCAGGCCAUGUUGCGGGAUAGUUCGGUGGCUCAAAAUGGCAGUGGAUGCUGUGCCUGGAGUGGCGGAAGUAGUUCACCUUAUGACAAUGCCAACGAUCAUUGGGGAACGUAGUAAAAAGAUAUACCAGUAUAUUAAUUAAUUAUAUAUAAUUUGGCGCGUGUGAACAUCAUAAAUAUCCACCAUGGGGAUGUAUUUUCAAUUAAAGGUCCUCCGAACACCGAGUCUUCCUUCUAUAAAAUAACCAAGCCAAAUUUGAUGUGCAGUUUGCCAAAGAAAUCACUGGUGGUAGUCACCGGAAAUUACCGUGGUAUAUGAAAGUUAGCUUGUUUAAACUCCUUUGAAAAUUAAUUUUAAAAUCAGAUCUUCUGAAAACACAGAAUUUGUGUUCAAUUUUACUAUUUUCAAAA
Molecule: messenger RNA, 1739 nt
Organism: Drosophila rhopaloa
Lineage: Eukaryota; Metazoa; Arthropoda; Insecta; Diptera; Drosophilidae
Gene: sage
Exons: 3
Coding region: 643-1443 (266 amino acids)
Biological process (GO): regulation of transcription by RNA polymerase II; mesoderm formation
Cellular component (GO): nucleus
Molecular function (GO): protein dimerization activity; RNA polymerase II cis-regulatory region sequence-specific DNA binding; DNA-binding transcription factor activity, RNA polymerase II-specific
Source: RefSeq, a predicted model, not a curated record